This is a messenger RNA of Funneliformis geosporum, 540 nucleotides long. Lineage: Eukaryota; Fungi; Glomeromycota; Glomeromycetes; Glomerales; Glomeraceae. The record is from the annotation of a GenBank genome assembly.
AUGAAAUCAACUUUUCUUGUGCUUGGUCUGUUCGCUACGGUAGCCUUGUCUUCUUACCAAGACAAGGACCAUAAUGAGGAUUACCACAAUAAAAACGUUAAAUCAUAUGAUUACAAUGAUAAUCCUUGGGUUUCCAAUGAUAAAUACAUUCCCUAUGGCGAUCAAAAAGAUGAUCAUGAUGGAAAGAAGGAAACACAUUAUAAACGAUUUAAACGUUCAAGACGCUCAAAACGUUCUCCUGUUCCGACCGAUGAAGAAGAAAAGGACGAAAACGAUGACUACAAAAAAGAAAAUAAACAAUACGAUGAUGAUAAAAAGGACGAAAACGAUGACUACAAAAAAGAAAAUAAACAAUACGAUUCGACCGAUGAUGAUAAAAAGGACGAAAACGAUGAUUACAACAAAGAAAAUAAACAAUACGAUCCGUAUUAUAAUCCUAACCUUAAAUCAUACGACCCUUAUGAUAAUCCUUGGGUUCCUGAUGAUUAUUACAAUUCCGAUGAUAAUAAAUCUGAUGGGCAUUAUAAACGCGCUCAGUGA